GAGAAGAGGAAACAAACCGCCAGACAUCUGGAGAGCACCCGCAUGGUAUCCCAGCAACUGGAAGCCCCCCAAUGCCGCUAGACGGGUGCUGUGUUCACCACAGGGGUAUUGGCGAGCAGUCCCAACAGGUCACUGACCGACUCAUUCAAUACGAUCGUCUGCUGCGCCGCUGUCAGGAAAUGGCUACGUCAUCGGGAAAAGAGGACAGCGUGUGGACAAAACUCCCAGAAUUCCGCUGCCUUCUUCAGAGUCUUGAUCACUUGCCGGACCCCCCUCCUCCCAUCAUGGACCCACCAGACCCUCCUCCCAUCAUGGACUCACCCGACCCCCUUCCUCCUCCCAUCAUGGACCCACCCAGCUCUGACAUCCAUCCACCAACCAUCGACCUAUCAAAGGCUAUAGCGGAUGUCACCAAGUGCUUCAUGCCUGUUCAAGGCAAGCCCUGCUCUCCCAAGCUCCUUCCCCAUGAGUGUGUGGUGGACCAGCGGUCCGUGUCUCUCACAUGGACAUACGACCCUAGUGAUCACAUAGGAUACUUCACAGUGUACUACGAGACUGCAAUAUUCACCAAUGGCCUGUGUAGUAAUAUGACAAGUGUGACAGUGACAGACUUUGGCCCAAGUUUUGGUCAUGUCACGCUCCAUGACCUUGACCCUGAGACAAGGUAUAAGAUAUCGGUGACGGCCAGCAAUGAGUUCGGAGAAAGUUCUCCUACAGAGCAUCUGUAUUGUCGAACCUCUGCCACCAAAACUGAACUCUGUUUGUUAUAGUGUAUAUCCAUUGGCCUUUUACUUUUUAUUGGUUGGUUUACAAUUUGUUUUGUUUACCAACUUCAAUGUCGGUG
Messenger RNA from Haliotis rufescens (red abalone), 844 nucleotides. RefSeq lists its product as uncharacterized. Bases 72 to 770 code for a protein of 232 amino acids. Gene Ontology annotation, molecular function: protein binding. Lineage: Eukaryota; Metazoa; Mollusca; Gastropoda; Lepetellida; Haliotidae. The transcript has 4 exons. The record is from RefSeq and is a predicted model, not a curated record.